UGUGGAUAGAUACCUAGCGACAGAAAUUCAGAGAAGUGUGAAGACACACGGAGAAGGAAGUAGAGCUCUCUUGGAGCUUGUAAUUUGGAUGAUGACCAAAAACAAUGGAUAGAUAUGACUAUAUGGCAGCCCGCGGAGGCAGAGUGCUGGGUCAAGUGGUACACCAGGAGGCAGGAGUGUCAGUAGAGAAGGCAAAUGGCCUAGAGCCGAGGCAGGACGAUGUCGCUGUGUGUCCUCUGCAGCUUACCAGACCCACCAGUCGGGCACUUGCCUCUUAUCAGAACUACGAGAAUACAGCACCCCCUCAAGCUUUUCUUGAGUUUGAAGGACUGGAAGAGCUUAUCAAAACUCCCCCAAACGAUUCACCCACUGGAGAAUACAGGUGCAACUUUCUGUGGUCAAAUGCGGGUGACGACAGCUAUCGAGACCAGAGCCAACAAAGGAGCUCAGUCUACAGUCCCUCUCUGCUCAGUUGCCUGGACUCGACGGAAGAUAAGAGGGUGGCAUGUGACACAACCGACUAUUAUCAGAUGACACAAGCUACAAGGCCCCAAGCGGAGGAGGGAUCCUCCAACAAGUGGAAAAACAACAGAAAACUACAGAGAGAGAAAAGAGUGCCGAUUCGGAGAGCACCACGCAGCGUUCCAGAUCCAGUGCCUGAGAGAAAAAGAACAGCUCCCAUUAACCCUGCAUAUACGAUUCGAAAGUCAAGAGUCGUCAACAGAGUCCACAUGAGGCCAUAUAGGGAUAGGGUGAUUCACUUACUGGCCCUGAAGGCCUACAAGAAAUCUGAACUGCUUCUUCGGCUUCAGAAAGACGGCAUCACCAAAGAUGACGAGAACACCCUCGGGGAAAUUCUGCAGCAGGUAGCCAAUUUGAAUACUCAGAAUUUUUCAUAUACCUUAAAGGAUUACGUUUUUAAAGAGGUCCACAAAGACUGGCCUGGGUAUAGUGAACUAGACAGGCAGUCGUUGGAGUUGGUGCUCUCCAGAAAAGCAGACAUAGUUCAGCAUGCUUCUGGCACCAAUCACAGAGCAUCUUCUGGAGGUUCUGCUACAGCUAAAGCAUUGGAGGACGAGUUUUCCAACUUAGCUCAUAUUAAUUUAUCAAGGAAAAAGGUUCGAAUAUCUCACCUGACAACUGCAACACAGUCACUCUCAAGUAGUCAUUCCGUUAACACCAGGGCAGAGCCUCCCGUAGGCCUCUCGCCACCUUCUGGAGCUACUGCCAAUGUUCUCCCUCCUCCACCGCCCCCCACCCACCUUCCCCUUCCAAAUCCUCCUCAGCCUGCAUGUGCCAGCAGCAAUUCUAGCAGCUUUUCAGGAGGACCUGGCACUCAAGAUCCAGGCGUUGACAGUUUUAGUCGAAAUAGGAAAAUCUUUCUGAGGCAGCAGGGAAGACAUACUACCCUGGAAACAUUGCCCCCAACCUCUGUCCAAAGAAAGUAUCUGAAGCGUAAGAAGGAAAUGCACGUGAUGUCCUACAAGAAGUCCAAAUAUAAAUUUAGAGAACACAAAGCAGAGAAGCAAGAGCACGAUGCGGAGACGAUGGAGGAACAGAAGACAGAUCCGGACCGACGAGGGGAAAGUGCGCAGCCAAACCCUAAUGACGAAGUUGAACAAGUUUGCACUGCUUCCGGUGAAACUUGGUCAGCAUCUGGAUGCCCCGAUUAUUUGGCUCACUACGUCACUGUAGUGUCUUUGGAGCAGCGGCAGCACUACGCGCAGGAAUUUAGAGCAGAAUAUGAUGAGUAUCAGGCCUUGCAUACCAAGAUGCUAAGUCUAUCUCGAAUAUUUACUAAGCUGGAUUUCAAAAGGAAGCACCUCUCUCCAGACUCAAAAGAAUAUCAGGAAAUUAAUAAGAAAAUCUCUCUGGAAUAUGAAAAGAUGACAUGGAUUAAUCCCAAUUAUGGUGGAGAAAAACAAAGAUGCCAGUACCUUUAUAACAAGCUGGCUCACAUUAAAAGAUUAAUAAAAGAUUACGACCAGCAGCAAGUGCUAGGAUCAGAAUAAAUAAACACAAGCCGAUUUGUUGAAAAUACUGAAUUACUUGCUCUAGGAUUCUAAAGGGAUGAAACCACUCUGUCGAAACAUUCAGGAGUACCACUUUAAUUUUUUCUUUCUUUUUAUCUUUCUCUUUAUUUUAAUGUUCAUUUUUGAUGUUUAUGUUCAUUUGGUUUUAUGUUGCUUUAUGUUUGUGUAUUUUUUAAUGUUAUGUUAUUUUUCUUUUUUGUUUCUUUUUCCUUUGCUUUUCUGUACCCCUGAAGCUGUCUCAUAUGAUCCUUUUUACACCUAAAACUUGUGUUUUCACUCCCUUAAAAAAAACA
This is a messenger RNA of Acinonyx jubatus (cheetah), 2326 nucleotides long. RefSeq names its product RNA polymerase II elongation factor ELL2-like. The record is from RefSeq and is a predicted model, not a curated record. Gene Ontology annotation, biological process: transcription elongation by RNA polymerase II; snRNA transcription by RNA polymerase II; positive regulation of transcription elongation by RNA polymerase II. Gene Ontology annotation, cellular component: transcription elongation factor complex. Gene Ontology annotation, molecular function: cis-regulatory region sequence-specific DNA binding. Bases 105 to 2012 code for a protein of 635 amino acids. The transcript has 2 exons. Lineage: Eukaryota; Metazoa; Chordata; Mammalia; Carnivora; Felidae.